Hippocampus comes (tiger tail seahorse) is the source of this 1088-nucleotide messenger RNA. RefSeq names its product germ cell-specific gene 1 protein-like. The record is from RefSeq and is a predicted model, not a curated record. The transcript has 3 exons. Gene Ontology annotation, cellular component: plasma membrane. NCBI's taxonomy places the organism in Eukaryota, Metazoa, Chordata, Actinopteri, Syngnathiformes, Syngnathidae. The coding region runs from base 1 to 750 and encodes 249 amino acids.
AUGUGGCUUUCGCUGUCCUUGGAGCUCCUGUACGUGGGUCUGCUGCUCAUCAGCUGCAUCCUGCUCUCUGUGCAGUUGUGCAUCAGGGCCUGGUUCCCCUCUACGCAGCGCUGCGGCCAGCUGCUCAACGCCUUUGCUGCUGUUUUCACAGUCUUGGGAGGUCUGCUUGGAAUGGUGGGUCACAUGAUGUUCAUGCAAGUGUUUCAGACUACAGUGUCCAUGGGCCCAGAGGACUUCAAGCCUCACAGUUAUGGCUACUCUUGGGCGUUCUACGUGGCCUGGUUCGCCUUCACUGUCUGCAUGUCAGCUGGAGUCUCCACCCUGAACAACUACACAAAGAACGUCCUCAUGGUGGGAGCCCGGCUGAACUCCAGCCUCAACCCCUUCAACUUUGUGGGGCUCCUGCCCCCGGCACCUUAUUUCUCUGCACCCAACUCCGGCAUGGUCCGCGCUUUUCACCAAUCCCACGCGCCAAUCUCCCAUUUGUCCCCUUACUACGAGCAGCCGCCAUCCAAGUCACCACCACCACCACCACCCGGUAAGCCUUCCUACUCCAUUCCUCUACCCUACUCGGCGUCCUUCCCUCCUCCGUCCUCCCACCUCGCGUCUGCAUCCCCUUUGCACCGCUUGUCCCUCCCAUCUCCAUCUCACUCGCCCAGCUCACCCGCUCUUGUCCGUGGACCCCUGAAAGGUCAUCAGGAGAACAUGGUCCCCCUUUACACGACGCAGGAUUACUGCAGCCCUCUUUGAACCCUUAUGGUGCAGUUCAUUCGGUCAGGUGCUAACACAGUUUUCGAACUCGUGUGCGGAUCAAAAUCGACCAGUGGUCUGGUUAUGGUUCCCAACAAACUUUGGUGCGAUUCACUUGAUUUAUUUGCUGGUGUACUGUAGCUUGUUAGACUAUCCAUCCAUUCAUUUCAAAAAAAUGUCCUUUUUUUUUUUUUUAAUACCGCUUGCCCUGUUCAGGGUCGCAGUGAGCUGGAGUCUAUCGCAACUUACUUGGGACAAUAGACAGAACACACCCUGGACUAGUUGGCAGCAAGGUUAUUCGAGUUAAAACUAAAGUCAUAACUGAAGCUAAAAUUGAC